AUGGAGACCCUUUGUUCUUCUUCUCUUUUGACUAAACAGGCUCUUCCUUUAUCUUCAAUCAACUUCGCAGGAGCUGGCUCCGUCUCAGUCCCUGGCUUCUCUUUGCCUUCCCUCAAGACUCGAGCUUUUCCCGUCUGUAUCAGAAAACACAGUGCAGUUGGGAUCCCAAGGGCCUCUGUCGCUGUUGAGCAGCAGACCCAGAAGGCCAAACUGGCGCUAAUCAGAAUUGGCACCCGAGGGAGGUACACUUUUCCUGUUAUCGCCGAUUUCUUACUUGUGGGUUUGCUCCUAUUUCAGAAUGAUAGCCCACUAGCACUUGCUCAGGCUCAUGAGACUAGAGACAAACUCAUGGCAUCGCAUCCAGACCUAGCUGAAGAGGGGGCAAUUCAGAUUGUAAUUAUAAAAACAACAGGUGAUAAAAUACUGAGCCAACCCCUUGCGGACAUUGGUGGGAAGGGCUUGUUCACCAAGGAAAUAGACGAGGCACUAAUCAAUGGUGAAAUUGACAUUGCUGUCCACUCAAUGAAAGAUGUCCCUACCUACUUACCUGAUAAGACAAUUCUUCCAUGCAACCUUCCGCGAGAGGAUGUCCGAGAUGCGUUUAUAUCCUUAACUGUAUCUUCUUUGGCAGAUCUGCCAGCUGGGAGCACUAUUGGUACUGCUUCCCUGAGAAGAAAGUCACAGAUACUCAAUAGAUAUCCAUCGCUCAAUGUGCUAGAGAAUUUUCGUGGUAAUGUCCAGACACGGCUGAGAAAACUCAAUGAAAAGGUAGUCCAAGCAACCUUAUUGGCCUUAGCUGGACUCAAACGCUUAGAUAUGACGGAAAAUGUGACUUCAAUUCUUUCACUAGAUGAAAUGCUUCCAGCAGUUGCACAAGGGGCAAUUGGAAUUGCCUGCCGAAGCAAUGAUGAUAAAAUGGCUAAUUACAUAGCCUCAUUGAAUCACGAGGAAACAAGGCUAGCAGUUGCAUGUGAGAGGGCGUUUCUUCUGACCCUGGAUGGGUCCUGCCGGACUCCCAUUGCUGGAUAUGCUAGCAGAGAUGAGGAUGGUAAUUGCAUAUUCAAAGGGUUGGUGGCUUCCCCUGAUGGAACCCGUGUACUGGAAACUUCGAGGAAAGGCACAUAUGCUUUUCAAGAUAUGAUCAACAUGGGUAAGGAUGCAGGCCAGGAACUUCUUUCACGAGCAGGUCCUGGUUUUUUUGAUAGUUAA
Prunus armeniaca (apricot) is the source of this 1209-nucleotide messenger RNA. NCBI's taxonomy places the organism in Eukaryota, Viridiplantae, Streptophyta, Magnoliopsida, Rosales, Rosaceae. The record is from the annotation of a GenBank genome assembly.